This is a messenger RNA of Portunus trituberculatus (swimming crab), 1653 nucleotides long. RefSeq names its product 39S ribosomal protein L15, mitochondrial-like (gene mRpL15). Lineage: Eukaryota; Metazoa; Arthropoda; Malacostraca; Decapoda; Portunidae. Gene Ontology annotation, biological process: translation. The record is from RefSeq and is a predicted model, not a curated record. Gene Ontology annotation, cellular component: mitochondrial large ribosomal subunit. Gene Ontology annotation, molecular function: structural constituent of ribosome.
UUUUUUUUAUAACUUCAUAGAAGCUAUUUUAGCAAGAGAUGAGAUGUGAAGUUUCCAGUUAAGAUUAUGAUAUUCAGUGUGGAAGAGGGAGACAUGCAGUUGAUUGUCACUGAAGAGGAGAGGAUUGUUGUCUGGCAGGUUGUGUAGAAUUAAUAGAUGGAGGAAUUAAAUUUUUUAUGCAUUGAACACGACUAAGUUUUCUCUGUCCCAAUCGGAAAACUUAGAAAGAUCAUAAAUCAGGCGUGGUAGAGUAUUGUCUGUGAUGUAACGUGAAGAUUGAGAUCAAGUCACUCCGGCAGCGGUGUGUUGGUGUGUUGGGUUGUUCUCCGUUCUCUCCUUUUGCAGGCUGCUGAAGGAGUGAGACUGAAGCACUGCACUCAGGCUUUCAAGACUCUCAACCUAACCCGGACCUUCCUACAGAAAACAAACCAGCUCCACAUCAUACAGCCUGAACACUUCACCACCGCAUACUGCACCUUUGGGGUACUGGAGGCUGUGACUCAGCCUGCACGGCCCCAACAAACCCCCAAGAAGAAAAAGAAAACUGGAGCACUGGAAGGAACAGGACCUACGAAGCGGUACAAAGCGUAAAAGGUCACAAGAAAAAGAAGAAGAAGCACUGUGCUGCGGCGCUGAUCGGGAAGUGGUUGUGUGAUGGCUUCCCAGGGCACGGAGAAAGCACUGGCACUGCUAAGGAGGCUACCCAGAGUAUCCCUAGGGAACCUCAAGCCAAACCCCGGGGCUGUUAAGAAUGCGAAGCGAGGGCGUGGCAUUCAUGGGGGAAAAACUCACGGCGCUGGCAGCAAGGGUUCAGGCCAGCGGCAGAACUUCAUGAGGCUUGGCUAUGAGACUGGCAAUAACCCCUUCUACCUCCGCUUCCCCUACCAGAACUACUACAAGGGACACCACAUGAGACUGUCAUACGCGCCGCUGUGCCUGGGCAAGCUGCAGCGCAUGAUUGACACUGGCAGGCUGCGCACAGACACCCCCACUGACAUCACCCAGCUCAGCGCCACACACCUCAUCACCGUCAACCCCGCAGACAAGAUGGGCGGUGUUAUGCUGACAGACGAGGGUAUGGACCACUUUGAAGCGAGGGUGAACCUGGAGGUACAGUGGGCGACAGAGGCGGUGAUUGCGGCGGUGGAGCGGAACGGGGGCACCAUCACAGUCGCUUAUUAUGACCCCAUCUCCCUGCAGGCUGCUCUUGACCCCAUGGCCUUCUUCAGCAGAGGAGUGGCCAUACCCCGCCGCAUGUUGCCACCACAGAACCUCAUUGCCUACUACAGUGACCCCAAGAACCGCGGCUAUCUGGCUGACCCCGAUGAGGUGGCCAGGGAGAGGUUUGUGCUGGCCCAGAAAUAUGGAUACAAGUUGCCAAACAUCCGAGACUUGACACAGGAGGCGAUGCUGCUUGAGAGGAAGGACCCACGGCAGGUGUUCUAUGGACUGGAGCCGGGCUGGGUUGUCAACUUACAGGACAUUAUUCUCAAGCCCACUGAUCCUGAACUGCUGGAACACUACUUGUCUUAGCCCCUUCAGUACUGGGACAUAUUUUCACCUUUUUUGUGUACCAUUGGACCAUUUUAUUUGUUAUGAAGGGUCAGAAGAUUAAUGGUCCACAGUCUUCACACUAUUUUAAUCCCUUCAGUA